Adineta steineri is the source of this 1260-nucleotide messenger RNA. The record is from the annotation of a GenBank genome assembly. NCBI's taxonomy places the organism in Eukaryota, Metazoa, Rotifera, Eurotatoria, Adinetida, Adinetidae.
AUGAUAAAUAACACAACUUCAUCUGCAUCAAUCUAUGGAUAUAUGAAUUGUUCUAUAACAAAUGGUAUUAUACGAUAUUUUGGUACAUUUAUUUUUCUUAUUGGAAUAUUUUCAACUAUAUUGAGUAUUUGUGUAUUUGCAAGAAAACCUCUUCGACGGAAAUCAUGUUGCUUUUAUUUUUUAAUAUUAGCAAUUAGUGAUUCAAUACAUUUACUAACAAUGACUAUUGAACAUCUACCAUACAGUUUUAAUAUAGAUUUAAUUAUUAUUCAUACAAGUCUUUGUAAAAUAACAAUAUUUCUUAUUUAUUUUUCAAAUCAUCUAUCAAAUAUUGUACUUACAUUGGCAUCAGUUGAUAGAUUUAUAUUGAUUUAUUGUCCAUCACGUUCAAAACAUUAUUGUAAUGUUAAUCGAGCCAAACGUUUUGUUCUUAUUGCUGUUAUUAUUCUAUUUAUCGCUAAUGGACAUAUAUUGUUUGGUUAUGAAAAAAUUCAAUUAGAUGAUAAACCAUUGAAUGUAUCAUAUGAUUGUAAUAUACGAAGAGAAAAUAUUUUCUAUAAUAAAUUCUUUCAUUUCUAUGAUUCAUAUAUUGAAUCAAUAUUUUUUAUUAUUAUUCCAUUUAUCAUUAUGUUUAUUUGUUCAAUAUUAAUUAUAUUUCAAAUAUUUGAAACACGAAAAAAUUUACGAUACAAUACAACUGGUAAGUUUUAUUAUUAUACAUUUUAUACAAGUGAAACAAUUCGACAAACAGUUAGGAAAACAUUUCAAGAACAAGGAACAACAAAAUUACGUGAUAAAGAUAUUCAAUUAUGUUUUAUGUUAAUUGGAACAACACUUGCAUUUCUUGUAUUUUGUUUACCAACUGAAAUCAAUGAUAUUCUUAUUUAUACUGAUCGAGAACAUUCUUGUUCAACUUGGUUUCGAAAAGUUCUAUUAAUGUUAAUGCAACAAAUAUAUUAUGCCGGACAUUUUUAUAUUUAUACAUUAACAGGACAAGUAUUUCGAAAACAUUUAUAUGCAAUGUUUGUUAAUAAACAAAAUCAAUCGAUUUCAACAAGAUUUUUUUCGAAAUUUAAUCGAUUAAAAAAUCAAUCAACAAUUCGAGAUCAAAAUGAAAAAUCGAAAUCAUCACUUCGAACAACUAGUUUUAUAAAUAUUAAAACACAUCGACCAACAACAAAAAAAGUUCUAACAAAUGAUUUAAAUGAUCCAUCACAAAAACUUCUUUCGAAUUCAAAAUAUAUCAUAGGAUCAUAUUAG